Zootoca vivipara (common lizard) is the source of this 11491-nucleotide messenger RNA. NCBI's taxonomy places the organism in Eukaryota, Metazoa, Chordata, Lepidosauria, Squamata, Lacertidae. The record is from RefSeq and is a predicted model, not a curated record.
GUGCGCGGCGGAAACGCUCCUCCGCGGCCUCCUUAAUGCGCGGCGGGGGAUGAUUGACGGAUCCACUUCCCCGACAUCCCCUCAAGGGUUGGGGGUCGGGGUGGGUGGGAGGCGUGAUUUGGGAAGGUCGUGAGCACCGCCCCCCGUGUAACAUAAUUAGGAUUAUUAUCAUUACGUUAACCGUAAUUUUGGCCCCCGGGUCCCUAGGGACUAGAAGCGGCUUCCAGGUUUUAAAAAACUGGGGGGGUGGGGGUGGAACACCUCUAAAUGCGUAGAUGGGGCGGGAGUGGGAAAACUAUGGCUGCAAAAACCACCAUACGCGGGGAUUUUGAUUUAUUUUAUUAAAUUCGCACGCCGCCCCUCAUCCGAAGGUCACACAGGGGUUGGUUUGCAAUGUAAGAAUGCAAACGUGAAAUACGUAAAGGGAAAAAAGAGGGAAGUAGAAUUCAAACUAUGUGCAUGUAUAUUAUAUAUGCGCAUACUGUAUAUAAAAAUCAGUUAAAACUGUACCAAUAGUUACAAUAAACCGGCACGGUACCAGAUUAUUAUAAUAAUUUGCAUUUGCAUCCUGCCCUUCCAGGGAGCUCAAAGUGUUUCUCCUUCUCUUCAUUGCAAUUUGCCUUGGGCAAGGCAAUGAUAAAUAAAUGAAUCCCCGCAACAACCCUGCAAGGUAGGUUAGGCUAAGAGAAGGUGGCUCAUGAUCACCGAAGUAUCUGAAGAAGUGUGCAUGCACACGAAAGCUCAUACCAAAAUAUAAACUUAGUUGGUCUUUAAGGUGCUACUGAAGGGAUUUUUUUAUUUUGCACCGAAGGCUAAGAAAGGGUUUGAAGUCCCAUCUCUCCCAGGUCCUAGUCUGACCCUCUGACGUCUGCACCACAGUCACUCUGUGGCAGAUAGUUGUGCCGUGCAUUCAUUUUGCAUGGGGAAGUAGCAAAAGGGGCCCUUUGCAAAUUAUUCUUCCCCUUCCAAUUAGGGUUAUGUCAGAUUAUUCGGUUGAAGAGAGACCGCACAAAACACCUUGGUGCCUGAUGGCUACCCCACUGGAACACCGUUAGUAAUUUGAUUUUCAUUCUACCUCCAAUCUAUGGUGCAAUUCAGAGUCACAGAGAUGGCCUCGAAACACGAUAUAUAAUAGCUUAUUUGUGUGUCGCAGCCGUAGGUUUGGGCUCGUGGUGCUUUCACAUGACCCUAAAGUAUGAAAUGCAGCUGUUGGAUGAGCUGCCCAUGAUCUACAGUUGUUGCAUGUUUGUCUACUGCCUGUAUGAAUGUUUCAAGUACAAGAAAACAAUCAAUUAUCCCCUCCUGUUUAUACUAAUAGGCUACAGCAUUGGCGUCAGCAUAGUAUACCUAAAUUGGAAACAGCCAGUGUUUCAUCAGGUUAUGUAUGGGACGCUGGUGGCUGUUCUAGUACUGCGAUCUGUAUAUAUAGUCUUAUGGGUAUACCCGUGGCUGAGGGGCCUAGGCUAUACGUCCCUGACAGUAUUUUUGCUGGGUUUUUUCCUUUGGAACGUAGACAACAUUUUCUGCGAUAAACUGAGGGCGUUGCGGGAGAGGCUACCUCCGCUUGUGAGCGUCGUGACGCAGUUUCACGCUUGGUGGCACAUUCUUACAGGCCUCGGCUCCUACCUUCAUAUCUUGUUCAGCUUAUAUUCAAGGACACUUUACCUGAAGUACAGGCCAAAGGUCAAGUUUCUCUUUGGGAUUUGGCCUGUUCUCUUAGUAGAAUCGACCAAUAAGCAAGAAUCUGCGAAGAAGCAAUGACGAGGACAUCUGACCAGCGCUGAAGAGACAACUUACCCCAGAUGCAUCAAGAGAGUCUACAAUAAACCACUUGGACUGGCGUGUUGGACGUUCUUGCAAAGGAAUAUCCCCCCUUCCCUUCCCUCUGGAGCUGCAGAGAAUCUGUAGAAGCGAGAGCCAGCCUAUCUACAGAAGCCACGAUCAGAGGUUCUUCUAUGCUUGAGGUGUCAAAACGAGGGCGUGGGAUUUCUGUGUACCAUAUUUUUGGAGCUGCUGGGCUGGCAGAUUGUGCUGCUCACAGAAAACAAGUGUGUCUUGACGGUGGGUUAUAGAGGUUUUCAUUUGGCUGGCCAGAAUUUUCAUUUGUGGGUGAAAAACGAAUGCGUCUGAGCAUCAUUGAAGCCAGACAGGAACGGACAGACCAUCUAUUUGAUCUUUAUAGGGGUCUCUGUGUUCUCAGGCGUACUCUAUAUGUCUGCUGGUACAUCCUAACAGUCCGGGGCUUUACUCUGGUUUUCCAAAAACUUGUUUCUUUAGCAAUUUGCAUACAAUAAGGGGAGCUGGGGUAGGAGUGUUAUUCUCUUAACCGAGUGAUAUGUCCUGUUUUCUUUACAGACAGUGGGAUUUUAAUUUGAUAGGGGGGGUGUCUAUAAACAGAAGUCCAGUUGUCCACCCCAGUGGUUACUUGUGGAACCAAUAAAACAGUAUUAGCUGGAGAGGUGUGACCCAGGAUCCCUUGUGGAACAGUAGAGGAUGCUGGGGCACAUUUCUCCGAUCACUGUGCAGCUGCAAAAUGUUUUGAACCAGAGUAGGAGAACCAUCCCUCCAAAAAACCACUCCCUCUCCAUGGGAUAAUUGUAGGCCAAAGGAACAAAACCUGCCUUAGCUCUCGCCCUCUGACCAUUUGGAGAUGUGAACUGUGAAGCUGGACUUUCAUUGCGGUCCUAAAUAGUUACCUGGAGGUAACCAAUCGCCGGUUCUCAUUCGCAAACAAAUUUAAUCCAUGCCUGCCUGCCUGCCUCCCGGAGUACAAAAUCCAUGCACAACUGUUCAGAUGCACACGUGUCAUCUUUUGAGUCUUUUAUCUCUCAGCCUAACCUACCUCACAGGGCUGUUUUGAGAAUAUUGGGCAUGCCACCCUGAUCUCCUUGGAGGAUGGGCAGAAAAAAAACAUCAUAAGAAAGUUAGGAUUGUGCCUUCCUAAAACGAAGAAAAGUGUCAAUUGGGUCAUCUGCCCUUUUCUUGACUAUUGCUUCAGAGGUUCUUAAAAAGAGACAUAUGCCUAAUUCUACAGUUACGCUACCUGAAAACUGAUGGGGUGUGGAUGUGUUUUGCAGUUUGGUAGGCAUCCCUGAAUCUCGAGCAGGAAUUUUGCCUUGGGUGCUUCUUACGAUGUGAGGAGCUAAGAAUUGGGCUGUUCGGCUUCUGUCGGAUUCUGCCAGAUAGUGAAGGAAAUGUGGUUUUGUUGCGUUGCUUUUCUUCCAUGCAUGCUUUGAGCUUCUGUGUGCUUUGGCUAAAGUCAGCAGCCUCUCGUGAGCAGCUCAGUUUGUUUUAAGAAGUUCCUGAAUGGCACCGGUACCCGAAACACCCACACCCCUUAAGAAAAAGGGCACAGGCUAUUCCUAACCAGAGCGUCCCGUGUCAUUAUUUUCUCUGCUUUGGCUUCUCUUCAUUUGGAAUAUUUGCUGCCUUCCUGAGUUUUCUAGCUACUUAAAAGUGGAAGAAUCACAAAAGUGCAUUUCUCCACCCCCACCUUGUGCUCAUGCAAUAAGAGUUCCCAUGCGGUCGAGAUUAGGGGUCACUGCUUCUUAGAUUGAACUCUCUCCGUGCAUAAGCCGUUCAUUGCUAUCUCCCCCUCAACCCUGCAAGCUGGCUGACAAGCAGACUCUACAACCGCCUGUCAAAACACCUGAUGCCAUUAUGACAUCAGAUGAUUGGCAGGUGCAUGGUCCCAGCUGACUGACAGCGUUGGCCUGUGGGGUGUGGGGGUCAGAGGCCAAAAAGGUUUCCCAGCCCUGCUCUGCUGCAAAGGGCUGCAUUCACGAGAUCAUUUCCCCCACGUGAAGUCUGAGGAAGGGCAUUGCUUCAUGUUUGAAAUUUGCCACGCGCCAGGCGCAUUUUACACCUGGCUAUCGGCCCCUAGUGACCAAGUGCGGAUGCCCACGUGCCAGGAUGGGGCCUGGCAUCUCCACCAUCUGGAGGUGCAUGCCUGGGGAUCCUUGGAUCCGGUCUGUUUUCACACGCUAGCAGCACCCCGUGUAGAAUCCUACCCGCUUAUUUUAUAUCCGCAGAAUCAGAACAAAUUUCAGGAAACACAAAGUCGCAUUGAAAAAUACGAUUUAUUUAUUUAUUGAGCCGCCUGGCCCCCAAAAUGGCAACUAGGCAUUCCGUUUUGGCGACUGAUUUAAGCAUCCCUUUGGCACCUAGCUUAUGCACCUGAGUUUCCAACACUGCUCAUGGUUGACUUCCCUCUGGUUUUCUCUUGGCUCUUAUUGUGAAUUGGCCAACCUGCGAAUCAUGUUUGGUAUCUCAUGCCUGUAUUUGGUUACAGAUCAGUGAUGUGCAAUGUGGUCUCGCGGGCCUCAAGUAUCCAGGCUUUCAGUUGCCAAUGACAUUUGCCGCUCUUGAGCCCAGCCCCCCCCCCAGGCCCCAAAACCCAUCUCCCACCCUGUCCCAUCACAUUGCUUGUAGGGGCAUAAGAACUGCCUUGUGCUCAUUCUAGAUUUCGGGAUCCCUAUGUAGCUCAGUAUUGUCCACACCAGGCAUGUCCAACAGGUAGAUCGUGAUCUACCGGUAGAUCACUGGAUGCCUGUGGUAGAUCAAUGGUAGAUCACUGGCUCCCCCCCAAAGAAGCUCAACAACUUUGGCUCCCCUAAAAAAAGCUCAAUUUUUUUGCCCUGCACCCCCCCCCCAAAUGGCGCUCUCCGUCUCCCUAAAAAAAAGCUCAACAAUAACUUUGAUCUGAAUGCCUAAAAAAGGGGCCUUCCUCCUCCCCAAAAAAGCUCAACAACUUUGACCUGAACCCCAAAAAAGGGGGUAGAUCACUGCCAGUUUUUAACUCCGUAAGUCGAUUGCAGUCUCUUGGGAGUUGGCCACCCCUGCUCUACACUGACUUGUAGCUGCUCUCCAGCAAGGUCUGUUUCCCAGUCCUACCGGGAGAUUCUGUUUUCCCCCAGUUCUAGGUAUCUUGGAAAUCAUAAAUAGUAAUAAUAAUUAUAGCCAAGAUCAUGAUGGCUAGCAGCUUCCUUUGGGAGUAUCAAUUCUGCACCAAAUAGUGGGUGAAUGAGGAAAGAGGGCACCCAAGGUGAAGAGUCUUCGAAGUCGCAUUUUUCUGUCGUGUGGCUGCCGGCCCCGGCCUCCUCUUGCUUUUUCAUAUGGGAUGGGAAGACCCAAGGGGCUGCUGCGUUGCCCGCCCACCCAGACUUCUGCGACUUGCAGUUUCCCUCUCAAUCUUACGCGUGUUUGGCAUGUUUCUGAGAGCGAGGCGGAAUCGCAGACUCUUGAUUCGGAGCUCUUUUGUGGCAGCGUGAUAAGUGAUUACGCGGUAAACAAUAAGAAAUCCCAGCGUCUCCCUCUCUCUUUGCUGUGCAGAGACGCAAGGCUGGCUCAGCUGCAGCUGCGUUGAGAGCGCCCAAUGUUUUGCCCACACAGCGGGGGCAAAGUCUCUUGGGUGCGGGCCCAGCACAGAGGGAGAGGCGUGUGGGUGCCAUUCAGAGCUUCCUGCAGAGAAAUUCCAUGACUUGCCUACCGCCCACCACAACAUGCCAUGGCUGUUAACGCUUUUUUUAUACCAGAGUGAGGCAUUCCAGGCACUAUUUCCAUGGAGAUGGGCAAACUCCUGCGGCGUCAAGACAUAAAAACUCCUGGAGCUACUGCAUGGUUCACGUCUCUGGCCCUGCCUCCUUCCCAGCCAACCUUCGUUGGAGGGCAGGAAGUGGGGCUCUGCCCCAUCUCCCCAUUUGGAUGCGAUCGGAGUGACUGGAUUCAGCUGCUCCCAAUUUAUUUAUUUUUUUAAAGCCCAUCAAAGAAAUGCUCUUGGUUUUAUGGGAGUCGCUGCUAGGGGCCAAUCCCCUUUCAGGAGAUGUGCUCAGAUCCCACCAUAGUGGUUGGGGGCAAAUGGCUCUUAAAGUAAGCCUUUUGGGGGUAUAAAAUUUGCAGUGGCUACAGCAGAGCUCUGCUAGCUAAGGAAAGAGGCCUGUUUAAAAGUGAGUCGUCUUAAAGGCACACCUGCUCCUGUUUGCAUCUCUGUUUUAGAGAGGAACAUACUCUAAACCAGGCAUCCCCAACCUUCGGCCCUCCAGAUGUUUUAGACUACAAUUCCCAUCAUCCCUGACCCCCUGGUCCUGUUAGCUAGGGAUCAUGGGAGUUGUAGGCCCAAACAUCUGGAGGGCCGCAGUUUGGGGAUGCCUGCUCUAAACCCUUCAGCCAUCCUGGAGGUGUGACUACUCGCCAGUGACUCCACAGAGGACCUGCAUGAAAGCAUUCCUUUCUGUAGCAAAAUCUGGCACGGCUAAGCACCCGCUUCUUCACUUUAUGUAGUUGAAAAGAGCAAUGUUUGGUCCAAAUGUAUUUUAGAAAACACCACUGGAAGAAAAGAAUGUAAUAUUUUCAGACCGGGGGUAUCCAACAUGGAGCACUAUGGAUGACGUUUGACUCCUAACACAGCCGCAGUGGUUGGGGGUCCAUGUCUACGGGGGCUACACAUUGGCUACCCCUGCUAAAGACCGUGUGCCUCUAAAACUCCCAUCUUGGCUUAACUGAACCUGUGCAAUACUGAAAGUUGUGUGUGAAUGCUUGGGGAGCUUGUCCCUUAUCGGGGGGGGAACCCAGGCUGCCUUCGCCCAGAAGGAAUAUAAAUGGCAUGGAUGAAAUAAAAGCGGAAUUAUGUGUGGUGUCCCUUGAAAAUCCGCCCCUCCUGCUCUUUGUGUGUUGAAACUCUGCUUUUGGGGGGCGGGUGUUAAAGCCUUAUUCUGAGUCUUGUUGAUGCUGUUCCCUGCCACACACUGUUUGCUGCAACAAAAAAGAGACGCACAACAUUAGGAAGCCUGUAAACGCCGUGUGCACUUUGGCUCUGAGAUGCUGCCAGCUAAAACGUGGAGCCCGGAACUUAAAGGUUGUAUUUACUACGAUUGUAUCUCCCCAAGCAGAGGGCUCAGUUUUUUUAAUUUUAAAAAAUCAGCUCCCUGUGACCUGCAGCCAGGAGGUGAUGAGCUGCAAUCUCCACCCCAACUGGAAUGUAUCUUAAGACCAUGUCCAAUAUGGAGCCAAAGGCUGGUGCUGGACCCAUAAUGGGGGGAAAAACUACUCACAUCCACGAGGUACAAGGUCUUUGCCCCUAAGCUGGCCUCUUUCUUCCUCCUCCAUUUCUGUUUCUCCUUAAAACAAUCUAGCUUGUCUCUCUCUAGCUGUCUCUCUAGCUCUCUCACCCGUGAAGGAUCUGAAUCUUCUCCCCAGGUGAACCCAACAGCAGGAACUUGCAGAACUCUGCAUCCUUUCAGUCCCACAAACCGUUGAAAUAGUUUUACGCGGAGGACAAUGGUGAACGUUGCCAGUUUAUUUGCAAACCUGAAUUAGCUCCGCAGUCUAGUCAUUAAAAAAUAAAACCCUUGUGCAAAUUAAUUGAAACAAACAAUGUAGUUUAUUGUACAAAACUCACAUACUACACACAGAGCCUAGGGCUUGCUGAUCAGAAGGUCGGUGGUUCGAAUCCCCGCGACGGGGUGAGCUCCCGUUGCUCGGUCCCAGCUCCUGCCAACCUAGCAGUUCGAAAGCACGUCAAAGUGCAAGUAGAUAAAUAGGUACCGCUCCGGCGGGAAGGUAAACGGCGUUUCCGUGCGCUGCUCUGGUUCACCAGAAGUGGCUUUGUCAUGCUGGCCACAGGACCUGGAAGCUGUACGCCGGCUCCCUCGGCCAAUAAUGCAAGAUGAGCGCGCAACCCCAGAGUCGGUCACGACUGGACCUAAUGGUCAGGGGCCCGUUUACCUUUUAAAGGAUAUUACCUCUGCUAUUUUUAAGCAGCAUUUGUACACUGUUUGGCAUGGAGUCUACUAGUUUUGAACAGUCACUGUUGGUUUUCGGAUCCCUGUACCACACUUGAAUCAGUGCCUGAAUGAGCUUCUCCAUAGUCGUACAGUCUACAGCACAGAGGCAACGUUUGCAUAUAGCCCACAAAUUCUCAAUGGGAUUUACAUCUGGGGAAUUCUCUGGCCAAUCAAGUACCUGUAUUUGCUGCUCUGUCAUGAAUUUCUUCACCACUUUGAUGUGUGACAGGGGGCUAGGUCCUGCUGCAAUAUCCCAGGACCGUCAGGAUACCUCUUCCAGCUCUGGAAUAACUCUCUUUCGUAGAACCUCAAUGUAUUGUGGCGAGCGCAUCAUUCCUUCUAUUGGCUGUAGGCUUCCGACACCAUAAUGAUCAACUGACUUUUCAUGUUUGUACAGGAUUUAGAGUAAGAUAUAAAACAUGCUUUGUUUCAAUUAAUUGGCACAAGAGUGUAUCUCAAGACUUGUGGUAUAAUGUUUGAUUUGGCAAUGACAGUAGAUGUUGUUGCAGGGGGUAUUUUUUGGGUGACCCCCUGCUUGGAAAGACCAGGUGUUGUGUCAUAAUAUCUGACGGCAUCCCUGUGAGGCGGACAGAUUGUCUCCUGCUCUUUUUUAAAUUGCCUUUUCUCCGUCAUAAUGGCAAUGUGGAUCAUCUGACAGAUUGAGGAAGGAACAUGGGAUGCCGCCAUAUACUGAAUCUGAGCAUUGCAUUUGAAUGAGUGGCAAGCAAUUGAAGAUUGGGACUAUGUUGGUAUUUGAAUACCGAACAGUAUUAAAUAAAAGCCCUCCCUCCCUCCUUAACUUCUGAGAAGUUUGCACAACUGUAUGCGCUCCUUAGCUAACUGCCUUCCCAUUCUGCUCGGGGGGAGAACCAGGAAUGCAGUCGGGCUGUCUUCACAAACCAGGCGGUUUGGGCUGCAGUUUAUUCUGGCAACAGCACUAAAAUAUUUGCCAGUGACUCUUCUUAGCGAAAGCUAAAAGUGGGGUGGUAGAAGGGAGCAGGAGGAGGGAGCUUGGGUUUAAAGGGUGCCUUGGAUGUCCACAGUGGGCGGCGAUGUGCACAGAUCAGACACGUGUGAAAUGCAGAAAUCUUUGGGUGAGGUAGCCAACCUACUUCUGCUCUGCAGCCCUUCAGGCUUCUGUGUGGAGAAUUAAUUUAUCCGUGGAGAACCAUUUCAGCUAUGCAACCUCCUCACCUGAAGGCUGAAGGGGUUCAGUGCAGGCUCACCUAAACUGCCUUCUCUCCUAAUUCUGCUGAGCAAAUUCCUGGUUCCUGAACUUUUCUUUUUUUAAAAAAAAUACUUUUUAUUAAAUUUUCCAAUUAAAACACAAUUCAAUUAUUUCAGUUAUAUCCAAUUAUGCACAUACAUAUCGAUUAAGCCAAAUAUUAUGCCAAAUCAUAACAAAUUUUUAGACUUCCCAUGCUUCAAUGCCUGGGGAUUCUAGAAGACUAUUCACACUGCCAUCCUAAUCCUGAUAUCAAAAUCUUGCUGUAAUCCACAGUAAUCCCAAUUUUUUUUCCAACAGUCCCUCUAGAUGUUUUCUUCUCUCUUUUGUCUUUUGUCGCAGCUUCUGAGAUAGGCAUCAAACAAGAUUUAACACAUAUCCAUUCUUCCUGUGUGGGUUUUUUGUCCAGUCCAACCUCCCCAUAAAUCUCUCUUGAUCUGGAGUGUCUUUCUUGCCGCGUCAACAGUCUGACACAAGCCAGCGCCAUCUUGAACGCCUCGGAUCGUAUUCCAUCUUCUUCUAAACUGUCCGUCGAUCGCAAGAGUACAGCUUUUUGGCGAGGAACAGCCAGUUCACAUUAUGCACAAUCUCUUAUAGCCGAUUUAUGACUUUCCUCGCCUUUUAGCUGCCCUCUGCGUUCCGAGACUCCAAUUAGGCUGCUAUUAUCCCUCAAAUUCCAAAUAUGCCACAGCUCGUAAAUCCAACUCGCCGGCGGUUUUCCAGGCCAUUCCAAUAAGCAUACGGACUGGGGAGGUUUUUUUACUCUUAACAGUUUAACAAAGCAACUUCUAAAAUCAUACCAGAUGACAAUCCUCUAUUUAUAUGAAUUCCGAUGCCACACAGUUCGUUUCCAUUUGUCCCAAAUAAUCAGACAGUCCGUCCGGGAAGGUGGUAGGUACAUCUUAAAGUAUAAAAAUAAAAAGUUCACUUCCCUUUUCGUUCCGUCCCAAUCAUUCUUUCUUCUUGAUGAUGAAAUACUCCCUCCACUCUCUUCUCGCUCAGAAGCUGAUAAAGUCCUGGCAGUAUCUUCUCCCCCUUCUUUUGAAGCAUGUCCAUGAAUUUAAAUCCAAUUAUUCUCUUUCAUCAUGGAGAUCGCGCUCGCAUAGGGUGGCCUCCAGGAGCUCCGGCCCCCAUGGGUGCUCGGUCCAGGCCCCCCCACCCCCUCAAAAGGUUCGGGUGGGUUAAGGGGCAUCCGCGGGCCAGCGGCCCUUCCCGUCAUCCCGGGAAUUCCCCAUGGGGGUCGUGAAGAUGGUACAGGUCAGCCAUAACGAGCGCGAGCGGAAGUCCCUGGUUCCUGAACUUUUGCCAGUUUUCGCUUCCUUGGCUCAACUUUCAUUUCCACACCUCCAACUCUGCUCCUAUGGAUCUCUGGCUGUGUCAUCUGCCCUGUUGCGCCAGGGUUGGAGAACUUCAGGUUUCGAGGAGCCGGUCCUCUGUACCCAGCUCUCUGGGUUUUUCCCAGGCCAUACUCUUAAUCCUGCCCUGCCCCACCCUUGGGUGUUUUUGCCUGGCUGAAAUAUGUCCUCGAACUCUUGAGACCUUGAACUCUUGCGCUCCUUGCCGAAGAGAGAGAGUUGGGCGAGCCAUGUGUAGAAACCAGCCUGCUUAUACAGUGCUUUGCCCACUUUUGGUCCCAGAAGGUCUGGAAAGGAAUGUGAUCCUCAGAAUGGAAAACGCUCCCCACCCCUCUGUAUUUACGGUUUCUGUAUUUAUUGCUGCUUAUCCCUCUGUGCCGUUUACGCUUUCCCAUGUGCAAAGUACACUUUCUACCGCUUUGCUUCCACGUUAAAGAACCAGCACCCAGAUUUCCCAGGGCGUGGUGUGUGGGGCGUUCCGUUCUUUCUGGUUUUGCUCCUUUACCCAGAAACCCCCUCUCGGUUUCCGGCACUCGGUUUGCAGCAGCGGGUCUUGCCCGUCAGGUUGGCAUCUCUUUGGAGUAUUCCUCGGACCUCCCUGUUUCCGAAACCCUCUAAAACAAGUAUUGCUUCUUUCUUGCCGUGUCAAAUGAAUGUUUGAUUAUUGGACACACUUUUUAAUGCACUGAUUUUAAGAUGUCGCUUAUUAUUAUUAUUAUUUGUUUAAAAUGGAAAUGGAACCGGGCUGUCGAAAGGGAUGUGGGGGAUAUCUUAUGUAAAGUGACCAAACUUGGUUUUCACACCUUUUUUUUGUUCUUGCUGUUCCGGACCUGUGGGAUUAUUUUGGAAAGAAACAUUUUCCUUUACAGACGAACUUAACUGUGGUUGUAUCAUGAAACAGCAGAUAACUGUAUAUAAAAGCCAUUGUGAUGAAUACUCUUCAAGCAUUUUGAUAUACUAUAUUGAAAUCUUUCUAUGGGACUCAUUUCUCAACAAAGAAGCUUAUAAUAUAUAAUGCUAUUUUGCAAUAAAAGUGGCUUUUUCAGAUUUUAAUGACGUAUUUAAUCAAUUUACCCUUUCAGCAUUAAUUAUGACUUUCUAGCUAAUAAUUAUUAAAGGAUUUUUGAUUU